Gallus gallus (chicken) is the source of this 782-nucleotide messenger RNA. RefSeq lists its product as uncharacterized. NCBI's taxonomy places the organism in Eukaryota, Metazoa, Chordata, Aves, Galliformes, Phasianidae. Bases 251 to 658 code for a protein of 135 amino acids. The transcript is spliced from 3 exons. The record is from RefSeq and is a predicted model, not a curated record.
GCCGCCGUUCAGCAGCUGCGUGGCUGGAGGGCUCCGGCCGUGGCUGGGGUUCCCUGGGCCUGUGUCCACAGGGAGGGGGACACGGCGUGGGCAAAGAACAACCCCACAGCCCCGUGGGUGAGCCUUCCCCGUGGUGCUGCAGUGUGCAGUGCGUCCUGCUGACGGUGCUUUCCCCUUGGCCAAAGUCUGGGGACACGAAGACCCUGAUGCCGUUUGUCCCCUGCGUCCCCCCACGCAGUGACAGCCAGCGAUGGCCCUCCCGGGGGUCCCGGUGCCGCGCCACCUGCUGCAGUCCCCCCCCGAGGAGGACGGGGUGCUGUACGUGGAGUACAAACCCCCCGCCCUGGACAGCAUCCGCCUGCCCCGCUAUGUGCUCUACCUGCUGAUGGCCGUCUCCCUGGUGCUGGUGGUGGCGUACGCCAUCGUGGGGCACCUCAUCAAGGACCUGGUGCACGACUUUGCCGAUUGGGCAUUCGGACCCAAAGCAGAGGAGGAGAAGGCAGUGAUGGGUGAAGGGAGCACACCCGAGGCGGAGGACGGGGCUCAGGGUGAAGGUGUUGGGGUGCUGCCGGGCAUGGAGGCCCCAUCGCCGCUGCUGUCCGCCGCCCCGCGCAGCUCCAUCUCCUUUGUGGAUCCCCGCAAGAAGUGGCUUUUUUAGGGGCGCGGGGGCUGUGCCCACUGCUGGCACUCUGUCCCCACCCCCUCUGUCUCUGUUUGCGUAUCUCAGGGCCGCUAUCGCGCCGCACCCCAAUAAAUCCCCGCUGUGCCCUUGGGGAUCCCAA